AUGUCGUCUGGAAAUGACUGUCAAUCCCUGGCCUUAACCAAACCUGCACUUGGUGAAAAAGAAGUGACUGAAUUGAUUGACAGGGUGUUUGGAUUAAAAGUAUCUUGGAUAAGGCCACUUCCCAGCUACAAUGAUCAGAAUUUCCAUGUGGGUGUCUCAGGAAGCCGAGGUGUGUCUGAAAGUGAUGAUGAGUAUGUCCUCAAAAUCACCAAUUCGGAAGACAGCCAGGAGCCUGACCUCAUUGAAGUGCAGACCCAGGCCAUGAUGUUUCUCAGCAAUGAAGGCUUUCCUUCAGCUACUCCUUAUCUUACAAAAGAUGGGAACACAAUGUCUCUGGAAUCUGGAGGUGCUGGACCUGGAAACAAAAAGUAUAUGGUUCGACUGCUAACUUACCUGCCAGGUACACCUGUAGCAAAAAUUGCUACAAAUGCUCAGAUCUUCUAUGAGAUUGGUCAGCUGGCUGCCAGGUUGGAUAAAGCACUCUCAGAGAAAUUCUAUCACCCAUCAGUAAAAAGUCUGCAUCGAGAUCAGUUUAUUUGGAAUCUGGCAAAUGUUCCUCUUUUAGAUCAGUAUAUUUAUGCCUUGGGCCAGAAUAAACAUCGCAAAGUUGUUGAAGAAGUUAUUGAGCAGUUUAAAGGGAGAGUGAUACCCAAGCUAAGCAGUUUUCGACCCUGUAUCAAUCACGGAGAUCUUAAUGACCACAACAUUCUAGUAGAUUUAAGUUCUGCUUCUCUGGAGAAUCUUCAAUACAAAGUGUCAGGCAUACUGGAUUUUAGCGACAUGAGUUAUGGCUAUUAUGUAUUUGAAAUCGCAAUUGCUAUCAUGUACAUGAUGAUUGAGAGCCCAGACCCUCUGCCUGUUGGGGGACAUGUUCUGGCAGGAUUUGAAAGUGUCCUGCCACUCACAGAGGAGGAGAGAGGUGCUCUCUUCCUCCUGGUGUGUGGGAGGUUUUCUCAGUCCCUGGUCAUUGCAGCUCAUACAGCUCUGCUGUACCCAGAGAAUAAGGAAUACCUCACGAUCACAGCCCGAACCGGCUGGAAACACCUAAUGAGAAUGUUUGAGAUGGGCCAAGAAGUGAUGGAGCAGACAUGGUUUGAGACUGCCCGAGCAUAUGCAAAUCACGCAGCUGCUGAGUAGGCGAUGGCUACGGUGACAGCAGACUAUUCAAUAAAG
Indicator indicator is the source of this 1173-nucleotide messenger RNA. It is a transcript of the gene HYKK, whose product is annotated as hydroxylysine kinase. Lineage: Eukaryota; Metazoa; Chordata; Aves; Piciformes; Indicatoridae. The record is from RefSeq and is a predicted model, not a curated record. Bases 1 to 1137 code for a protein of 378 amino acids. The transcript is spliced from 4 exons. Gene Ontology annotation, molecular function: amino acid kinase activity.